AUGAAGUUCACUGUCCUUGAAAUGCACUUCUUCCGACUGGAAAUCGCUGAUGUUCUUAUUUAUUCAGACAAUGACGACUAUAUCAUUAAUGAGGACUCCUUUUAUAGUCUUCAGAUUGUUAAUUCCAGUCCUAAAGUGGCAAAUAGCGUCACUAACCAUGGAGGAUUAUAUGCUACCGUUUCAUCUAGUAAUGAAAUCAAGGUCGGAGAUGAGAUUUCAGGUGCCCGAUUCAUCAACUACGGACUAGUUGCUUUGAGUUCACUUAAAUCGGGAAAAUCAGCUAGUUUUACAAUUAGCGGGCCAACGUUUUUUAACGAAGGGUCUAUAUUUAUUGGCUCAGAUGGUUCACAAGGGUUUCCACUGCAAACUGUAAGCGGAUCAAAAAGUUGGACAAAUAAUGGUUUGAUACAAUUCACUCAACGUGUAGCUGGAAAUGGGGGCGUUUACUUCACGUAUGAUGGGCAAAUGUAUCAACACGGGACGAUUUGCCUUCAAAACCAGAAGCACGUACAAACUGGCUCAUUUAUUGGAGCCGGGUGCAUUAUCCUUGAAGGGGAAUCGACUUGGCAAUUUGCCGUAAACGAAGAGUUUGAGCAAACCAUCAUUAUGCGCGGUCCCUCAGUUAAGUUACGGUUUUACAAAUCAGGUUUUGGCCGUGAACAACCUUACAAGGUAGUCGGAUUCGGGAAUCGUAACCUGAUUGCUUUUAUUGAGCUCGGCCAUGCCGGUGACUUGUUUUACGACAAGACAACCGGGAUUCUAAAGUUAGAUGAGACAGACUUGGAUAUUUAUUAUUUUGACAUUGGCUUAGGGUACGACCCAGACUUAUUCAUCUGGAGAACCGAGGAUGGCGCAUCAGGAGAAAACGCCCUUUUCUAUAAUGGUCCCGUCCCUGAAGAAUCGAAUAAAGAACCCGACACUUGUGUCAAAUGCCAAGCAUUCCCACCAGACCCUGGAGCAGUCCCUAGAUACGAGACAACCACGGUAAGUAAUGACAGAUUUACCGUAACGCUUGAGAUUUUGCACACUACCGAUCCAGAGAUGGGAUACUGGUAUGCUACGACUAGAACAGUUUAUGACCAUUACUAUACAACAUACACAAAAGACGAUCAGGAAGUUAGUGCCUUGGUCAGUCUUGUAACCGAUACAGAUGGAGAAAAGAAUUGGGUUACAUCGGAAUAUCCCUAUCCUCACACAUACUAUACUACUUAUGUUUCGGAUGGUCUGACCUACUCAGCGGAAGUUGUUGUUACAACACGUCCGGAAGGUAACUUUUACACUACAACUAACCAAAUUCCAAAUCAAACUUCUUAUCUCACAACGUAUGUCGAACAGGAAACUACUUACAGUGCGUAUGUCAUUAUAAGCCUGGAUAGUGAAGGUGUUUGGUACACAUCCACAUCUACCAUUCCAUAUCAUAAUGCUUACACUACUACUUAUAUUGAUGAGGAAGGUGACGCGAAGACUGGUGUGGUAUUCAUUACGACCGACGAGAACGACAACUGGUACACCACUACACUGAAUUUUGAAAAGACUUUGUAUACUACUACUUACACUGACGGUGAUGGUGCCACACAGACUGGGGUUGUUCUCGUUAGCACUAAUUCCGAAAAGGAAUGGUACUCUACAACACUGAAUUUGGAUGACAAUAUGUACACCACUACCUAUGUUAAUGAAGAUGGUGAUACAAAGACAGGUGUUGUGAUUGUUACUACUGAUGAAAAUGAGAGCUGGUACACUACUACUCUGGACUUCGAAGCAACAUCUUAUACGACUACAUACACCGAUGAAGAUGGUUCCACCAAGACGGGAGUAGUUGUUGUUACUACUGAUGACAAUGAGGACUGGUACACUACAACACUGAAUUUGGAUGACAAUAUGUACACCACUAC
Messenger RNA from Hemisphaericaspora subhashii, 1892 nucleotides. RefSeq lists its product as uncharacterized. The transcript has 2 exons. The record is from RefSeq and is a predicted model, not a curated record. The annotation marks the transcript as partial. Lineage: Eukaryota; Fungi; Ascomycota; Pichiomycetes; Serinales; Debaryomycetaceae.